Molecule: messenger RNA, 300 nt
Organism: Penicillium macrosclerotiorum
Lineage: Eukaryota; Fungi; Ascomycota; Eurotiomycetes; Eurotiales; Aspergillaceae
Exons: 2
Coding region: 1-300 (99 amino acids)
Source: RefSeq, a predicted model, not a curated record
AUGUGUCAGAUUUUUACUUCCGUCGGUGGUACCAUUUUCAUUAUCAUUGAGCAGCUGGCUAUUUGGCUGCUUCCGAUCACCAGUAUGUUGCAAGCGCUCUGGUAUUUUGAACGUCGCUGGAACUUGGCGAAUGGAUUGACGCGAACACCUGUGCUGGAUUUUGCACUACCAAAAUAUCUUCCGCAAUCAGCUAUGUCAAAUAUUGACCUGAUCUCGAGGAUCUACCAACACAGCUCGGCCACCCUGUUGGAAGCACUACAAGAGUGGCUAUUGAGAAAUCGUAUGCCUAUGUUCAGAUGA